Sphaeramia orbicularis (orbiculate cardinalfish) is the source of this 1779-nucleotide messenger RNA. RefSeq names its product serine/threonine-protein kinase NIM1-like. NCBI's taxonomy places the organism in Eukaryota, Metazoa, Chordata, Actinopteri, Kurtiformes, Apogonidae. Gene Ontology annotation, biological process: microtubule cytoskeleton organization; intracellular signal transduction; protein phosphorylation. Gene Ontology annotation, cellular component: cytoplasm. Bases 171 to 1697 code for a protein of 508 amino acids. The record is from RefSeq and is a predicted model, not a curated record. Gene Ontology annotation, molecular function: tau-protein kinase activity; ATP binding. The transcript has 5 exons.
CAGGGCUGUGGGAUUACAGGACAUCAUGCAGCAGCUCUGGAUUAUACAGCAGAAGACAAUACUGCAGCACAGGUGGAGCACAGAGCAGGUGGAAAAGCUCAGCAGGAGAAUAACAUCUGGACCUAGAGUCGGGUUUUUGAGCAACAUCAUCAACCUGGAUAUCCUGAUGCAUGCUAAUAUUUUUGAUACCACAUCGUGUAUUUUGCAUUUUUUCAGCUCAUCUUUAUCAUUUAGGUUUGCAGAAUUUAGCUGCCUUGCUUCUUUAUCACCAUCCUUUACUGAAGUUUCAGGAACUCAUAAGGAUAGGAGUCAUGUAUCUGAAAAACAGGAACAAUGUCAUCAACACAGAAAAGACUAAGAGGAACAUAAAAGGGAAAACAUGGGCUCAUCUGAGGACCACUUCACAGCAGAAGGAGAUCAUAACCCUGACUCCCUCAAAGGUCCAAGAGAACACAGAAAUGAAGGAGAACCAGCUGAAGGAGAAUAUCCCGGAGAAGCAGGAGGCGUUCCAGUGCACAGUGUUCGGGAAGGCCAUCUACAAUCUGACCCAUUCAGAGAGGGUGAUGGAUGACCUGACAUUUGGACGACGGGUGGGACUGUACGAGCUCAGAGGGGAGAUCGGCUCUGGAAACUUCUCCCAGGUUAGAUUGGGAAUACAUGACGUGACCAAAGAGAGAGUGGCUGUCAAAAUCCUGGAUAAGGUGCGUCUGGAAAAGCGUUCACAUCUGCUUUUUGACUCGGAAAUCUCUUGCAUGGAGAAGCUGUCCCACCCUAACAUCGUGCGCCUCUAUGAGGUGGUGGAGACUUUCAAACGCCUACAUCUGGUGAUGGAGUACGCCAGCGGGGGGGAGCUCUUCUCCCGUAUCAGCACCAGGGGGCGCCUCUCAGACUUAGAGAGCAAGCUGGUGUUUUCUCAGGUCCUCUCUGCUGUCAAACAUAUGCAUGACAACAAUAUUGUCCAUAGGGACCUGAAAGCAGAAAAUGUCUUCUACACCAGCACCUACUGCAUCAAAGUAGGUGACUUUGGUUUCAGCACCAUCUGCAGUCCCACUGACGUCCUUCACACUUUCUGUGGAUCUCCACCAUACGCUGCCCCUGAGCUCUUCAAAGAGAAAGGUUACAUAGGUCAGUAUGCAGAUAUCUGGGCCCUGGGGGUUCUGCUUUACUUCAUGGUAACUGCGACCAUGCCGUUCAAAGCCCCCUCCACAGCCAAGCUCAAGAACUGUAUCCUGCAGGGCUCCUAUACCAUCCCCCCCUAUGUACCUGCACCAUGCCAGCAGAUCAUUAAGGCCCUCCUGAGACUAGUACCAAUAGAUCGCCUCGAUCUAGCUCAGAUUAUGGACAGUGACUGGAUGGCAGGUAUUGAAUACCCGCAGGCCUACCCACGUUAUAAUCCUACACCCUCCUGCCUGGCCGAGCCCACCUACAUCCUCAGCUCAGAUGAACUGAGUGUUAAGAGAGCACUGGAGGAUCUGGGCAUCACCGACGCCCACCUUCUCAACAACAGCCUAGACCUGAGAAGUCCCGUCACUGGGGUGUAUAGAAUCCUUCUGCAUCGCAUUCAAAAGAGGUGUUCUGUGGAGGCUGUGGGCUACAGCCAGACAUACACCCAAGAGUCCCAGGACAGACUGAGAUGGAGGGCAGGCUCAGACAGCGUACUGAACAAACGCCACUCCAUGGUCUGUAUCGUCAUGUAGACUGACUAUACAUUCAUCAGCUAACCUAUUAAUCAAUUAACCAGUUCAGUUGCAGUUCAUGGAUGUAUAUUGUUGCCAUUAC